AUGUCAGAAAUUCAAUCAAAAAUCGAUUCGUUGCAAGAAUUAAAUUCUCAACUCAUUGCCACAAUUUCCGAGCUUAGAAAGGAGAACGCCAAGAUUAAAGCUGAAAAUGUGGAGCUGAAGCAGAUUAUUGAGGAGAAUGUAAAACGCAAUUUUAGAGUCAAGGAACUAGAGCAAAAGAAUAUAGAGCUUGAGACCAGACUCGCUAUAUUAGAACAGGGAGAAAAAGGUAUUUCUACAAAAGAUGUUUCGCAAUCUCCAGUAAAUUCCAACAAUACUCCUGAUGCUCCAUCAUCUGAUGUAUUUGAUAAUGCUUCAAAUUCUGAUGUAUAUCAGGAGUCUUUGACACAGCCAGAGGCCUUGAUUACAUCAGCAGAGUUGGCACGGCCAAAAUACUCCAUUCGCACAGAGACUAAAUCACCAGAGGACAAGGAGGUGGAUGACUUUCACAAUUCACUAUACAAGGAAAGGGUUAAUAAAGAAAUAAUUCAGAGUAUUAAAGAAAAGAAACUUCGGGAUCAAAAUUCAGACUUAUCUUUAGUUAAUCACAAUAUUUCUUCAGCGAUAGCUGAAUCAUAUAACAAUGAAGCUAAACAUCGGAACUCAUGUGCUAGCUCACACCAAGUCUCUAACUCACCCACCAUCCCCCAUGAUGAUCAGAUGGUAGAGCAGGAAUUGAUGGAACAAUUGUCUGUUGCAUUAGCUAGGGAAGAUAUAGUAAUUGUUACAGAUUUAUCCUCUCAAAGUCAAAAAGCGGUCACUGUUGAAGGCAACCAUAGUUGCCGAGGCUCCGACUCAUCUGUUACAACUUCUAUUUCUUCGUCUUAUAUCUCUAAUUCUUCAAGUCCAGAUGAUUUGCUGAAAGCCAAG
This is a messenger RNA of Ambispora gerdemannii, 867 nucleotides long. Lineage: Eukaryota; Fungi; Glomeromycota; Glomeromycetes; Archaeosporales; Ambisporaceae. The record is from the annotation of a GenBank genome assembly.